Messenger RNA from Dipodomys spectabilis (banner-tailed kangaroo rat), 987 nucleotides. RefSeq names its product H6 family homeobox 1 (gene Hmx1). The coding region runs from base 1 to 987 and encodes 328 amino acids. Gene Ontology annotation, molecular function: RNA polymerase II transcription regulatory region sequence-specific DNA binding; DNA-binding transcription factor activity, RNA polymerase II-specific. The record is from RefSeq and is a predicted model, not a curated record. The transcript has 2 exons. Lineage: Eukaryota; Metazoa; Chordata; Mammalia; Rodentia; Heteromyidae. Gene Ontology annotation, cellular component: nucleus. Gene Ontology annotation, biological process: negative regulation of DNA-templated transcription; regulation of transcription by RNA polymerase II.
AUGCCGGACGACGUGACGGAGCCCGGGCACGCCACGCCGGCCCGCGCCUCCUCCUUCCUCAUCGAGAACCUGCUGGCCGCCGAGGCCAAGGGCGCGGGGCGCGCGGCCCGGGGCGGCGGGAGCCGCGGGGAGGAGGAGGACGACGACGACGACCCCGAGGACGGGGACGCCGAGCCCGGGCGGCGGCGGCGGCUGCCGCGGCGGCGACCACCGCGCGCGGGCGUCGGGCCCGGCGGGGAGGCGCGAGCCCGGGCGCUGCUGGGCCUGGGGCCGCGUCCGCCCCCCGGGCCGGGUCCGCCCUUCGCCCUCGGCUGCGGGGGCGCCGCGCGCUGGUGCCCGCGGACGCACGGAGGCUACGGAGGCGGCCUGAGUCCCGACACCAGCGACCGGGACUCUCCGGAGACGGGCGAGGAGACCGGGCGCUCGGAAGGCACCUGGCCCCGGGACCCCGGGCCGGGCGCAGCGCAGGGCCCGGUGGCGGGCGGCGAGGAGGCGGUGGAGACGGCGGAGGCCAGGGCCGGGGCGGCCCGCGGCGGCGGCGGCGGGCGCAAGAAGAAGACGCGCACGGUGUUCUCCCGCAGCCAGGUCUUCCAGCUCGAGUCCACCUUCGACCUGAAGCGCUACCUGAGCAGCGCGGAGCGCGCCGGCCUGGCGGCGUCCCUGCAGCUCACCGAGACGCAGGUCAAGAUCUGGUUCCAGAACCGCCGCAACAAGUGGAAGCGGCAGCUGGCGGCCGAGCUGGAGGCGGCCGGGCUGUCCCCGCCGGGCGCCCAGCGCGUGGUGCGUGUGCCGGUGCUCUACCGCGACAGCCCCCCAGCCGCCGGGCCCGCCACCGCGCUGCCCUUCCCGCUGGCGCCGCCCGCGCCCGUACCCGCGCCCGCCCCGCCGCUGCUCGGCUUCUCGGGGGCCCUGGCCUACCCGCUGGCCGCCUUCCCCACCGCGGCCUCCGUGCCCUUCCUCCGGGCCCAGAUGCCUGGGCUGGUGUGA